This is a messenger RNA of Ostreococcus lucimarinus CCE9901, 546 nucleotides long. RefSeq lists its product with no specific name. The transcript has a single exon. Lineage: Eukaryota; Viridiplantae; Chlorophyta; Mamiellophyceae; Mamiellales; Bathycoccaceae. The record is from RefSeq and is a predicted model, not a curated record. Gene Ontology annotation, cellular component: mitochondrion. Gene Ontology annotation, biological process: protein stabilization; protein import into mitochondrial matrix; protein folding. The coding region runs from base 1 to 546 and encodes 181 amino acids. Gene Ontology annotation, molecular function: protein-folding chaperone binding; zinc ion binding.
AUGUCCUUCGCCCUCACCCUCGCCCGACCGGGGCGCGUGUCGCCGUUCGCGCGUGCGCGCGAGCGCAGCACAACAUCCGCAUGCACGCCCUCGUCCUCGCGCGUCGCGCGUCGCUCUCGGGCCGCCUCGGUCGUCCUCGCGCGCGCGCCGUCGCUCUCGACGCGACUCUUCGCGCGACGUCGCGACGACGUCCCGCUCGCGCGCGCGCGAUCGGUGGCGCGCGUCAACGUCUUGGGUGACGGUGGUACAUCGUCAAGCGAUGACGAGGGCGAAGAAGAGGGGCGAGCGAGCGUGCAGCUGCCGCGAACGCGACGGCGCGUGCAGAUGACGUUUACGUGUAACAAGUGCGAGGGGCGAACGAUGCGGAUGAUCAACCCUGAGGUCCUCGAACGGGGGACGAUGUGGGUGCAGUGUGGUGAGUGCGAGGUGUGGCAUCAGAUUGUGGACAAUCUCGGGUUGAUUUUCGAUUUCACCGGGGACUACACCGAGCUGAAGGACAAGAUUAUAAACGCGAAACGAAUGCAACCGCCAGAGUCGGACGAAUAG